CGCGCUGGGCGGCUGAGGCGACUCCAGCAGCGGGACGAGCGAGGACGAGCGAGGACGAGCGCGCCGGCCCGCGCUGCGCCCCGAGCGGUCCCGGCCCCGGCCCCGGCCCCGCGCCCCGCGCCCCGCCCUCGGCUCACCUGGCACAGGAAGACUGACGGGGACACGCCAGCAUGGCGGGGAGCACGGCCGAAAGCGCCAACCACCUGCCCUUCUUCUUCGGCAACAUCACCCGGGAGGAGGCGGAGGACUACCUGGUCCAGGGGGGCAUGAGCGACGGGCUGUACCUGCUGCGUCAGAGCCGCAAUUACCUGGGCGGCUUCGCGCUGUCGGUGGCGCACGGGAGGAAGGCGCACCACUACGCCAUCGAGCGCGAGAUGAACGGCACCUACGCCAUCGCGGGUGGCAGGCCGCACGGCAGCCCGGCCGAGCUGUGCCGCUACCACACCCAGGAGUCCGACGGCCUCGUCUGCCUCCUCAAGGAGCCCUUCCACCGGCCGCCCGGGGUGCAGCCCAAGACGGGCCCGUUCGAGGACCUGAAGGAGAGCCUCAUCCGGGACUACGUGAAGCAGACCUGGAACCUGCAGGGUCAGGCUCUGGAGCAGGCCAUCAUCAGCCAGAAGCCUCAGCUGGAGAAGCUGAUCGCCACCACGGCCCACGAGAAAAUGCCCUGGUUCCACGGGAAAAUCUCACGGGUUGAAUCUGAGCAAAUUGUCAUGAUAGGAUCCAAGACAAACGGAAAAUUUCUGAUCAGGGACAGGAACGACAACGGUUCUUACGCCCUGUGCUUGCUGCAUGAGGGGAAGGUGCUGCAUUACCGCAUAGAUAAGGACAAAACCGGGAAGCUCUCCAUCCCCGACGGGAAGAAGUUCGACACGCUCUGGCAGCUGGUGGAGCAUUACUCUUACAAACCAGACGGGCUAUUAAGAGUUCUUACAGUUCCAUGCCAGAAAAUUGGUGGGCAGACAGGAAACAUCAACUUUGGAGCUCGCGCGCCCCUUCCAGGGGGCCAUCCUGCGAUGUGGUCAGCGGGUGGAAUAAUCUCCAGAAUCAAAUCAUACUCCUUCCCAAAGCCGGGCCACAGAAAGUCCUCCUCGUCCACAGGGAGCCGGCCCGAGAACUCCGUGACCUUCAAUCCUUACGAGUCAGACCGGGGGCCCUGGGCCACGGACAGAGAAGCCCAGAGAGAAGCCAUGCCCAUGGACACCGAAGUAUACGAAAGCCCCUACGCUGACCCCGAGGAGAUCAGGCCCAAGGAGGUCUACCUAGACCGCAAGCUGCUGACCCUGGAGGACAGUGAGCUGGGCUCUGGCAACUUCGGGACCGUGAAGAAGGGCUACUACCAGAUGAAGAAAGUCGUGAAGACAGUGGCUGUGAAGAUUCUGAAGAACGAGGCUAAUGACCCAGCUCUUAAAGAUGAGUUAUUAGCAGAAGCGAACGUCAUGCAGCAGCUCGAUAACCCUUAUAUCGUGCGCAUGAUUGGGAUAUGUGAAGCCGAGUCCUGGAUGCUGGUCAUGGAGAUGGCAGAACUGGGUCCACUCAAUAAAUAUUUACAGCAGAACAGGCACGUCAAGGAUAAGAACAUCAUAGAGCUGGUCCAUCAGGUUUCUAUGGGAAUGAAAUAUCUGGAGGAGUGCAAUUUUGUGCACAGAGAUCUGGCUGCAAGAAAUGUAUUGCUGGUCACUCAACAUUAUGCCAAGAUUAGUGAUUUCGGACUUUCCAAAGCACUUCGUGCUGAUGAAAACUACUAUAAGGCCCAGACCCACGGGAAGUGGCCGGUGAAGUGGUACGCUCCAGAGUGCAUCAACUACUACAAGUUCUCCAGCAAGAGCGACGUCUGGAGCUUCGGCGUGUUGAUGUGGGAGGCGUUCUCCUACGGGCAGAAGCCCUAUCGGGGCAUGAAAGGCAGUGAAGUUUCGGCUAUGCUGGAGAAAGGAGAGAGGAUGGGGUGCCCCGCGGGGUGUCCAAGGGAGAUGUACGAGCUGAUGAAGCUGUGCUGGACGUAUGAGGUGGAGAAGAGACCCGGCUUUGAAAACGUGGAGCUGCGGCUGCGCAAUUAUUACUACGACGUGGUGAACUAAGGGCCCCGCGCCCUGCGCCGCUGCCGGGGGCCGGGGAGCGGUCACAGCAGAACCCGCCCGACGCAGGGAUUUCGAGAGCGUCCACCUCCCUCUCUGCCGUCGGGAGAGCCAGCCUCGUGCGGGACAUGCCCGCGACCGUUGUCCCCAAGGCCUGCCCCAGAGCACACCCUCUGCAGAGCACACCCUCCCCGAGGAGCCCGGGAAGAAAGCCGGCAGGACCGGGGGGCCCGUGGAUUCCGUUGUGUUUCUCGCCUGUGCGGUUUGAAGGGCAGGUUCCGCUGAGGGUCCGUGUGGGCAUCUGAAUCUGCAGCAGCCGGGAGGCGUCCCGGGCUCACCUGCGCCGCCUGCCCUGCAGGGAAGGCGAGCGGAGCGGGUUUGGCUGCCCCCAGAACCUGGCGCCGACAGGUCCAAAGACUGAGCCCUCCCACGAAAAGCUUUCCUGGCCAUGAAAGUGCUUUGAGGCUUUAAAAAAGAAAAGAAAAAACAAAAACAAAAACAAGCUGGACCAGUACAGUUUCUAAGCAUGUAGCCAGUUAAAGGGGGGGAAGAAAGGUCUGGAUACUGCAUUUGCUCUGUGCGUUCUGAGACACAAGACUCAGAUCCACGGGACAGAUGGGGCUGUGGGCAUGAACUGGCUUGGCGUGCCUUCCCCCCGAGAGCCUCUCUCCCGCACACCCUCCUGGGACUGUGCUUGCUUGGAGGUGGUGGAGGGGGGAGGGUGUCUGUCCUCUCGGGCCUGAGCAAGGACAGACGGCAGGUGCAUCGGGCUGUCCUCUCCUUAGGGAGGUCCCAGCUCCCCUCCCCUAGACAGAGGGUACCUCCAGAAUCCCCUGACUUUUCCUGUGUUCACAGCGGGGGUGGGGGGUGGGGACAACCCGGGGGCCAAGGUUGUUGGCCUGAGUUUCCUAAGGUUGUAUUAAUUCAUAAUAAAGCCACAGACCCUGAGCCUCGCCGCAAGCAUGCCUGAGUGUGACUUUGGGUUGAAGAUACGAGACUGGGAAUUCUCAGCUAGCUCCCUAGUCUUAGCGGAGCCUUGAGUCGUGUGUGAGCUUAUACAAGUCAUCAGCCCAUGUAUGGCAGUUUGAAAGUCAGAGGGAGUUAGCUGUUAUUCAUAGGGCAGCUGAGACCCUGGGCUGGUGUCAGUCAUACCGGAGACAUUUUAAAGUGUACGUCCGGCCUGCUGUCGGGAGAGUUUCCCUUCUCAUAGCAGGGCAUCCAGGCACAGGGAAAAGCAGCAGUCAGCACCCUUGCUCAGCCAGGAGACAUGAGUCACUCGUCGAACUGGUGGGAAAAAGCGUGUAGAACCCACCUGGGCUUUUUUGGAAUCGUGCUAGCUGGUGGAUUAAUCAUCUUGUUAAAGAGAGGGUCCCGGCGUGCUGAGCAGAUACUCAAAACACGGGCGGCAUACAUCAGAGUCCCUGAAAUUAAAAAGCCGAGUGACAGAAUCUCUGCGGGGGGCUGUCUGUGGAUUUGGAGUCAUGCCUGCAAGGUUGGACCGAGCGCUGGUGACCUCUGAGCCAGUGGUCGAGUCUCGGGCAGAGGCCGUGCAUGGAAGGCUCCGUGAUGUGAACGUGCGCAGUCUGGGAGGUGAGGAUCCUCACUGGGCACUGGCCGUGGCUGGAACUCACAGGCCCGCCACCCUCCUGACGGUUCUCUCUCCCCAGGCCUGAGCGCCCUCCCGGUGCCUUCCCCUUCUGGUCCUUGUUCAGGGGCAGCAAGACGGCCUCUCGGACAGACACACCACUCCGGCCAGAGCCAGUCACUGCUGGUGCAACACAGACCGUGUCCCCACCGGGGACAACUGUAAUCCAUUCUACGGUGACAGGGACUGCUUGUGGUUUUCAAUGUGAGCGUGUCCCCACGUGGGCUGUCACCGGCCUCGCAGUUCCCCCAGCCCCCGGUGGCCGCCGCCCUGCCUGGAUGUCCACGCGCGGAGGUGACUGCUGGGUCCUCCGCCCCCCGCCCCCCCACAGAGCACACGCCACCAUUUCAGAAGAACAACUUUUUGUCACUGGACUUGUUUUUUUUUUAACUGUGAUUUUUUAAUAAAACUUUUAAAUUAGCUUUGUGAUGAUUUUUCAUGGAUAUUAUUGGAAUGCUGUAGGUUGCACUGUCAAAUAAACAGUGUUAAGCAGCGUC
This is a messenger RNA of Mirounga angustirostris (Northern elephant seal), 4217 nucleotides long. RefSeq names its product spleen associated tyrosine kinase (gene SYK). Gene Ontology annotation, molecular function: non-membrane spanning protein tyrosine kinase activity; ATP binding. The coding region runs from base 171 to 2078 and encodes 635 amino acids. Gene Ontology annotation, biological process: protein phosphorylation; positive regulation of alpha-beta T cell proliferation; regulation of platelet aggregation. Lineage: Eukaryota; Metazoa; Chordata; Mammalia; Carnivora; Phocidae. The record is from RefSeq and is a predicted model, not a curated record. The transcript is spliced from 14 exons. Gene Ontology annotation, cellular component: cytoplasm.